AGGAAAAACAGAGAUGUAUGUAUGUAUCGCGAGCACAGAGAUAGGGUAAUGAGAAGAGCUUGGUAGAGAGAGAUGUGAGAGACAGGGAAUGAAAAUAAAUAAAGACCAAUAAACAUGGGCAAAGGAAAAUCAAAGGAAAGCCUGAAGUGUCCAUAGAAGACCAGGAUGUGGUCUGCAGAUUUUCAUUUCAUUUGGAAGUUAAGAGGACAACCUGGUGUUUCCUGAUCAUAGCCCAAACGACUGGAUGAUUUGACCAUUCUGGCAUUAAUAGACUUUUUAAAUGCAGCCUAUUUAUUAUAUCUGCAUCUAACAAAGUUUUUGAUCUCCAUUGAGCCAUUAUGCAGGAUGACUCAGAUGAUGGCAUUGGAAUGAACACCAACACCCCAGAGGACUUGUCACAGCAAAACGGGAAUGUAAACCAAAUCAGAAAACAGAGUCAGCAAGAUAAAACAGAGAAAGACCACUAUUCUUUGCAGGAUGAGGAAAAACAACUCAAUGGUAAUGGAAAUAGGCAUCUCAACAUUGAGCUAGGUAUUGCUAAAACAGAGAACAGUCCAGAGCCUCUUCAAACAUGCACAUCUUUUAGGACAUCCAGUGCAACCCCGAAUUGCUUUUCCAAUGUAGAACGCAAUAAUAUCAGGGCUCCUGGGAACUGCUUACAAUCCCGCAGAACUAACCAUGAUUGUACAGAAGCAGAGCCUGAGGUCACUGGAGUACCUGAGAGUGGGAAAAUCCGGCGCAGUGCUGCCACAGGUGCAUCUCGCUUUUACCAGGCAGUCCGGCUAGGAUUUCUGCAGUGCCUGGAGGACACACCAUUUGUUGUACCAGGCCUGGUAUUGAUCAUCAUAUUUUGUGUGACCCUCAUCGUUGUCAUCGCUGCUACUGAAAGACAUAUCAAUGGUUAUGUAGGAGCAUUAGCAGUGGUGUGUGUUGUUCUCUGCCUUUAUGUCCCGCUGUUGGUGUGUUUGCCAUGUCUGCCCACCUUGCGCAGGUGUGAACAGAUGCUUGCGCUCUCCAUCUGGUUCACACUAUUCAUCAUUGCCAUUGUCUUCAUCUUCACCGACAAAGUCGUCACAGCAUGGGAACAAGUGCCAUUUUUUCUCUUUCUCUCUCUAUCAGUAUACACAAUCUUGCCUCUUACUCUUUGGUGGGCUAUUAUCUUUGGAAUCGGAGCCAGUUUGUGUCACAUCAUCAUCAUUAGCGUCAUUGUGUCCGUCAGCAGCCCUAGGCCACGAGAUGUGGAAGUGCAGAUCGUAGCAAAUACAGUGCUGUUUGUGUGUAUCAAUUGCGUGGGACUCUUUCACCUCUGGCUUACUGAGAAUGCACGCAGAAAGUCCACCAUUAGCCGAGAAGCCUUUAGCUACAACCGCUCCAAAAGAGCAACACAGAAGCGUGAUCAGGAACACCUCCUCCUGUCCGUGCUGCCGCGAGGCAUUGCCAUGGAGCUCAAAGGGGAGGUUGUCAAAAGCCUCUCAAAAACAUUUUCAGGACCCGACAACAUGCCAAACUUCCACAACUUGUAUGUCAAGCAGCACAAAGACGUCAGUAUUCUGUAUGCAGACAUUGUAGGUUUCACCAUUCUUGCCAGCACCUACACUCCCGAGGAACUUGUCGUCGUCCUUAACAAACUUUUCGGCAAGUUUGACGAUAUUGCAAAGAAAAAUGACUGUCUACGUAUCAAGAUUCUGGGUGACUGCUACUACUGCGUUUCAGGCCUUCCAGAUGCGAACCCUAACCAUGCACGCAACUGUGUACAGAUGGGACUGGAUAUGUGCACUGCCAUAAAUAAGCUGAGGGAGGCGACAGGUGUGGACAUCAGCAUGAGGGUUGGCGUGCACUCAGGAAACGUGCUUUGCGGGGUAAUUGGCUUGCUCAAGUGGCAGUACGACGUCUGGUCAAAUGACGUCACUCUAGCCAACCGCAUGGAGUCUGGAGGUAUUCCGGGAAGGGUUCACAUUACAGAAGAGACACUUGGAAACUUAGGUGGGGCAUAUCAAGUUGAAGAGGGGAACGGAGCCAGUCGGGAUUCUGCUUUGGAGGGCAGAAAGACAUACCUAGUGAUUGACCCUAGCACACAGACCAGCACUGACACAAAACCAAAGACCAUGCUGGCUACAAGUAGUAGACAAAAGCAGCGAGCAUCAGUGAGAAUGUCUCAGUAUCUACAGUCCUGGAAGAGCAUCAACCCCUUCUCAGAACUCAACCGAGCAGAGGACGCUCCCCUCAGCCCAUUGCGUGAUUUCAGUCAGCCUCAAGGGGACAUUGAAUCAGUAAACCAUCAGCCAUAUACUUCCGAACGAGAAAGAAGGCAUUCAUUUGUGUCCGAAAAUGGGUCAAGUGUGUCACUGGAUCCCCCACUAGACACUUCAGGAUCAAAAACCAAGAAACUUAAUUGGUUGACACUGCUUUUCCGGGAUCUAAAUAUGGAGAAGCAGUAUCUGCAGAGUGAUGUAAAAGAUAUCCAUCAGUCUGCAGCCUGUCUGGCUGUUAUCUUCAUUGUCAUAUUCAUCGUACAGAUGCUCACCUCUCAAAAAAAUACACCUCUGGCGAUAUCAUAUGGAGUCACCUUCCCUGUUCAGUUGCUAAUACUGCUGGUAAUCAGCCUUGGAUUUGUGAAGUGGAACACUAAGAUAUCACCUAGCAUAAAAUGGAUGUUAUUACUGCCAUGUGGAAUGGUCACCAAGACGGUGCUGAGGCUAAUUCUGAUCUUCACCUGUCUUCUCAUCACACUACUAAUGGCCAUUCUGAAUUUGGUGUUUAUUCCAGGUGAUAACUGCCUAAACUCCACUGACAGUGCCAUCACGUUGGAUCAUCUAAAUCUCUAUUCUGUACCGUAUUAUCUGCAUUGCUGUUUAUUGGCGAUGCUGGGGGUGGUGGUGUUUGUACGAGUCUGGUUUUCCGUUAAACUCUUUCUUCUGACCCUCACACUAGUUGUCUACCUCGCUCUCUUUCUGUAUGUGUAUGCACCUCGUUCGGAUUGCUACGUACUGCAACUCUACAACGGUUCCAUCAAACCUGGAAUUCUAAAGGAGCCUAAGAUUAUGUCUGGCAUUUGGCUCUGCAUUUUCUACUUCACCUCUCUAAUUCUUGCUCGGCAGGAUGAGUUGGCCUGUCGAGUCGAGUUCCUUCUUAAAAAAUGUUUUGAGAAAGAACGAGAGGAGAUGGAGAUGACUGAAAACGUCAACAAGCUCCUCCUCGAAAAUCUGCUGCCUAGUCAUGUUACCGACUUCUUCAUUGGCAAAAAUGUCCCCAAUCAGGACUUGUACAGUCAGUCUUGUGAAGCUGUGUGUGUGAUGUUUGCCUCAGUGCCAGAGUUUAAGGAAUUUUAUACAGAAAGCAAUAUAAAUGGAGAUGGCCUGGAGUGUUUGCGAUUCCUCAAUGAAAUUUUCACAGAUUUUGAUGAGCUCCUCAGCAAGCCCAAAUUCAGUGUAGUUGAAAAAAUUAAAACUAUUGGCACCACAUACAUGGCUGCGGCUGGACUGACCAAACCCAACACAGGAGAGGAGCGAAAGGACAGUGAUGCAUGCAAGCAUAAUGUACGAAGUAUGGUGGACUUCGCCAUGGCUUUGAUGGGGAGACUGGAAAACAUCAACAGGCAUUCGUUCAACAACUUCAAACUCAGGAUAGGAAUUAACCAUGGUCCUGUCAUUGCCGGGGUAAUUGGAGCUCAUAAACCUCAGUAUGACAUCUGGGGCAAUGCUGUGAAUGUAGCCAGCAGAAUGGACAGCACUGGUGUACUGAAUAAAAUACAGGUGACUGAAGAAACUGCGCAGGUGGUUGAGAGCAUUGGUUUCUCAGUGACCAAGAGAGGCAUCGUUAACGUGAAAGGAAAAGGACAGCUUACCACUUACUUCAUCAACACUGAUCCACCAUCACAGCACCAAUAAAUGCUAUUGAGAAAACUGUUCAAACUCUGUACUGUAUGGAUAUCACUCAGAAACCCCAUCUGUGAAGGCUACAUUGCUAAUUAUGUAUUUGAUAUUAUAUACCCUGCCUUUAUCAAUUUUAUAACGAAAAUGAGCAAUAAGUAAGACAUGAAUUUCAGACAGAAAUCUGCAAAAAAAAGAAAGUGAUUUUGCAACAGUACCUCGUUCUGUAGUUUGAAAAAUGUGAUUGAAGAAUAAGUAAUUCCUGUACAGCUAAUGCUGCACUUUAAAUGUUUACAAACCAUGUGGCCUUGCACAUCUGCCAAAUGCACUACACUGAUAUUAGAAUAUGUCUUUGUGUUGUAUGUUUUCAUUAAUGCCUUUUAUUUAUUUAUUAAAGAACUUUCC
This is a messenger RNA of Silurus meridionalis, 4274 nucleotides long. Its product is annotated as adenylate cyclase type 4-like. The record is from RefSeq and is a predicted model, not a curated record. The transcript has 26 exons. The coding region runs from base 339 to 3887 and encodes 1182 amino acids. Gene Ontology annotation, cellular component: plasma membrane. Lineage: Eukaryota; Metazoa; Chordata; Actinopteri; Siluriformes; Siluridae. Gene Ontology annotation, molecular function: adenylate cyclase activity. Gene Ontology annotation, biological process: adenylate cyclase-activating G protein-coupled receptor signaling pathway; adenylate cyclase-inhibiting G protein-coupled receptor signaling pathway; cAMP biosynthetic process.